AUGGUGGGGCGGCCCUUGGGGUUGCGGCUGAGGCACUGGGCGGCGAGGGCGGCGGCGCUCUGGGCCCCACUGGGGGAGUACUGGCCCUCCAGCGUGGGGUCCAUUAUCCGGCCCAACCGCUUCGUGUUGGUCAACCACGGCUGGGCCCACUCCACCAGAUUCUGCUCCCGCCCGUUCCGGCUCCGGUCAACGGACCGCCGCCCAGACAGCAGCUCCAGCAGCACCACCCCGAAACUGUACACGUCGCUCUUCGCCGUCAGAUGA
Messenger RNA from Spirodela intermedia, 264 nucleotides. NCBI's taxonomy places the organism in Eukaryota, Viridiplantae, Streptophyta, Magnoliopsida, Alismatales, Araceae. The record is from the annotation of a GenBank genome assembly.